GCGAUAGUGUGGCUGUAGUCGGCCGGCUGGACGAGGAGCUGGACAAGACGAUUGAUUGGACAAAGGUGCAUGGGGAGGUUCUGGGGAGUACGAGACAUUCAUGAUCGUGGAGGGUGGGAAAUUGCUGGACACAGGGCGCGUGAGGAGGGAGGGGAGGGAUGCUGUUUGGUUGGAUUUGCAUACGGAGGGAGGGAUGAUGUUUGGUUGGAGAUGCAUACGGAGGAUGGUUUGCAGGGACGUGAUACCCAAGAUACUGGAAGAAAGACACAGAACGACGAAAUGUUUGCCUAUACCCAUGAUGAAUUUACUCGAGAGCGACAGGAAGUUAUCAACACAUCAACGCUAUACCUAACGCCAUCCAUGCACAUCAAUCCCUGA
Molecule: messenger RNA, 378 nt
Organism: Parastagonospora nodorum SN15
Lineage: Eukaryota; Fungi; Ascomycota; Dothideomycetes; Pleosporales; Phaeosphaeriaceae
Exons: 2
Coding region: 70-378 (102 amino acids)
Source: RefSeq, a predicted model, not a curated record